Molecule: messenger RNA, 1177 nt
Organism: Amoebophrya sp. A120
Lineage: Eukaryota; Dinophyceae; Syndiniales; Amoebophryaceae
Source: the annotation of a GenBank genome assembly
UAUUUUUGUUUUGCUUUGAUAUCCAUUGCGUCUCAAAUGCUGCAUUUUUUACCUGUCAAGAUGAAACAAGCAAUCAACAUAACCGUUUUAUUCGCUUUAGUGAUUUACACCACGACAUUUCAGGAUGGACUUUUCGUUUCUGCCUACGGGUAUCGCAGUUUGGUCUCUGCAGGAGCUGCUUCAUCCACGAAAAGAGAAAAGAGAACACUAAAAAUCUCAAAGCAGCAAGAAGAUGACGCGGGGACCACACAAUUAUCAACGACGACGCCAGUUUCCGGUACAACUACGGAAACGAAUGGUGGGUGCACAGACUGCUAUGGACGCGACUGCGGCGCUGAUAUCGGCUCGCGCAAAGUUGAACAGGACGACCCGGAGCUGGGCGAGAUGGAGGAGGAGCUAGUAAAGCGGAUCAACGAGUACCGCGAGGCGAGCGGGCUUCCGCCCGCGAAGUGGGACGUCGAUCUGGCGGCCUACGCCCGGGGAUGGUCACACGACCAGGCGCGCAUGGGGCUGCUCUCGCACGACUACUUCCAAGAACGCGCCCAGGCAUACGAGCAGGAGAUGCUGACGAAGCACAAUCUGAAGCGGUGGAUGAUGGCAGAGAAUUGUGCGCAGAACACCAGCGCCAACGGCGCCUUUGAGUCAUGGAAAACGUCCCAGGGCCACAACGCAAACAUGCUGGCAGAGGGCGCGAACUAUAUCGUUGUUGGCAUCGCGCGCGAUGUGGAGCGUGGCACCAAUGCGCUCUACUUUACCCAGCUGAACGCGGGUGAUGUGUAGCCACAUAGGCACGUCGUGUCGGUAGAUGAAACCCGGGGCCGCCUGGUUUACCGGUGCUGGUGCUAUGGGCGCUUUGAAAGUCUUGAUGGUGCGAAGAUGACUUGAUUGUUGGUGCUACCAGCUAAGUUUUUGUACGCCAAGUGUUCAUGGUAUCGACUUCGAGUCUAAGCGACGAUACGACCAUGUUGGCCGGGCUGCUAGUGUGAGCUUCCCGACUUGUCGUCGUUGGUAGCCAUAGGACACUUGAGUGUCGUCUUUCUCUUAGCCUUUGUAUUCGUGCCCGUUCCGAACGGAUCAGAGUCAGUGUGAUGGGUUAUACGAAAGUUUUUCGAUUUCGGAUUGUCUUCCUCUUUCUCCUUGAUUCGUGUCGUCCGCCCGCAACCCCAGUUCGGCCAUC